AUGCUUAGACCCGAUAAGGCAAUCUCCCUCACUCUCGCAAUCUCCCUCACUCUCGCAAUCUCCCUCCACUCCCUCACUCUCACCAAUCUCCCUCACUCUCAAUCUCCCCACUCGCAAUCUCCCUCACUCUCGCAAUCUCCCUCACUCUCGCAAUCUCCCUCACUCUCGCAAUCUCCCUCACUCUCGCAAUCUCCCUCACUCUCGCAAUCUCCCUCACUCUCGCAAUCUCCCUCACUCUCGCAAUCUCCCCUCAAUCUCCCCUCAACUCUCACCAAUCUCCCUCCUCUCCUCUCCCCUCCUCUCGCAAUCUCCCUCACUCUCGCAAUCUCCCUCACUCUCGCAAUCUCCCUCACUCUCGCAAUCUCCCCCUCACUCUCGAAUCUCCCCUCACUCUCACUCCCCUCACUCUCCCUGAUCCCCUCACUCUCGCAAUCUCCCUCCUCUCGCAAUCUCCCCUCACUCUCACCAAUCUCCCUCACUCUCAAUCUCCCUCUCCCCAAUCCUCCCUCACUCUCACCAAUCUCCCUCACUCUCGCAAUCUCCCUCACUCUCAUCAAUCUCCUCACUCUCAAAUCUCCCUCCUCUCGCAAUCUCCCUCCUCUCACCAAUCUCCCUCUCUCACAAUCUCCCUCCUCUCCUCUCCCCUCACUCUCAAAUCUCCCUCACUCUCAUAAUCUCCUCACUCUCAAUCUCCCCCUCACUCUCACCAAUCUCCUCUCGCAAUCUCUCCCUCACUCUCUUAAUCUCCCUCCCUCUCAAAUCUCCCUCUCUCCUAAUCUCCCUCACUCUCGCAAUCUCCCUCACUCUCGCAAACGAAUGAACUUUUCCGUACAAGAUACACCUAGAGAACAAGCGUUUCUUUGCAUGCAUACCCACUCAUACAAUAUUAUUACACAGUUCAUCAUCCUUGCAUGCGUACCCACUCAUACAAUAUUAUUACACAGUUCAUCAUCCUUGCAUGCGUACCCACUCAUACAAUAUUAUUACACAGUUCAUCAUCCUUGCAUGCGUACCCACUCAUACAAUAUUAUUACACAGUUCAUCAUCCUUGCAUGCAUACCCACUCAUACAAUAUUAUUACACAGUUCAUCAUCCUUGCAUGCGUACCCACUCAUACAAUAUUAUUACACAGUUCAUCAUCCUUGCAUGCAUACCCACUCAUACAAUAUUAUUACACAGUUCAUCAUCCUUGCAUGCAUACCCACUCAUACAAUAUUAUUACACAGUUCAUCAUCCUUGCAUGCAUACCCACUCAUACAAUAUUAUUACACAGUUCAUCAUCCUUGCAUGCAUACCCACUCAUACAAUAUUAUUACACAGUUCAUCAUCCUUGCAUGCGUACCCACUCAUACAAUAUUAUUACACAGUUCAUCAUCCUUGCAUGCGUACCCACUCAUACAAUAUUAUUACACAGUUCAUCAUCCUUGCAUGCAUACCCACUCAUACAAUAUUAUUACACAGUUCAUCAUCCUUGCAUGCAUACCCACUCAUACAAUAUUAUUACACAGUUCAUCAUCCAAAAUGCUCCUCUCAUAUUUAUACAUUACUCGUAGUAGAGCCCGGCUUUGCCCGGGGAUGUAA
Molecule: messenger RNA, 1581 nt
Organism: Acanthosepion pharaonis
Lineage: Eukaryota; Metazoa; Mollusca; Cephalopoda; Sepiida; Sepiidae
Source: the annotation of a GenBank genome assembly